Molecule: messenger RNA, 945 nt
Organism: Condylura cristata (star-nosed mole)
Lineage: Eukaryota; Metazoa; Chordata; Mammalia; Eulipotyphla; Talpidae
Product: olfactory receptor 4D5
Exons: 1
Coding region: 1-945 (314 amino acids)
Biological process (GO): G protein-coupled receptor signaling pathway
Cellular component (GO): membrane
Molecular function (GO): G protein-coupled receptor activity; olfactory receptor activity
Source: RefSeq, a predicted model, not a curated record
AUGAAUCCAGCAAAUCACUCCCACGUGACUGGUUUUGUACUAAUAGGGCUCUCUGAGGUAUGGGAGCUUCGGCUCCUCUUCUUCAUUGUUUUCUCUGUGGUGUAUCUCAUGACUGUAACUGGAAAUCUACUCAUUGUGGCUAUAGUGACCUCUGACCCACAGUUACACACAACCAUGUACUUUCUCUUAGGCAAUCUUUCUUUCCUAGACUUUUGCUAUUCUUCUGUGACUGCACCUAGGAUGCUGGCUGACUUACUCUCAGGAAACCCCAUCAUUUCCUUUGGUGGCUGCCUGACUCAGCUCUUCUUUUUCCACUUCAUUGGAGGGAUCAAGAUCUUUCUGCUGACUGUCAUGGCCUAUGACCGUUAUGUCGCCAUUUCUCAGCCCCUGCGCUACAUGCUUAUUAUGAAUCGGACAGUCUGUGGGCUUCUCAUGGCAGGCUCCUGGGUGGGGGGCUUCAUCCACUCCAUUGUACAGAUUGGACUCACUGUGCAACUGCCAUUCUGUGGACCUGACAAACUAGACAACUUUUACUGUGAUGUGCCCCAGCUGAUUAAAUUGGCCUGCACAGAUACCUUUGUCUUAGAGCUUCUGAUGGUGUCUAACAAUGGGCUGGUGACUCUGACAUGUUUCCUGGUGCUGCUGGGAUCAUACACAGCACUGCUUGUCAUGCUCCGAAGUCACUCACGGGAGGGCCGCAGCAAAGCCCUGUCUACUUGUGCCUCCCAUAUUUCUGUGGUGACCUUAAUCUUUGUGCCUUGCAUCUACAUCUAUGCAAGGCCAUUUCGGACAUUCCCCAUGGACAAGGCAGUCUCUGUGCUGUACACAAUGGUCACUCCCAUGUUGAAUCCUGCCAUCUACACCCUGAGGAACAAGGAAGUCAUUAUGGCCAUGAAGAAAUUGUGGAGGAGGCAAAAGGACAUUCUUGUUCCCCUGCAGCACUGA